Molecule: messenger RNA, 1517 nt
Organism: Oncorhynchus keta (chum salmon)
Lineage: Eukaryota; Metazoa; Chordata; Actinopteri; Salmoniformes; Salmonidae
Product: collagen alpha-1(XXVII) chain B-like
Exons: 2
Source: RefSeq, a predicted model, not a curated record
AUGUGGACAUCCUCCAGAGGCUGGGGCUCAAGGGAGAGAAGCCAUCAAGCUCCAUCCGUCCAGGGAUCAUUCCGUUCCGAUCAGGAGUCAUCCUCACCCAACAGGCACGUGUGGAGGCCCCUGCCCGCUCAGUCAUACCACCAUCCUACUGGCCCAACCUGGCGCUGCUUCUGAGUGUGCGUUCCCACCGUGUCAACAACGCCUUCCUCUUCACCGUGCUCACCGGCCACCGCCGGCUCCUGCUAGGCCUGCAGCUGACCCCGGGGCAGCUUGUCCUCCACACAGGGCCCAAGAGCGCCGUCCCACUCCACUACGACCUCCGCGAUGGCCAGUGGCACCAUCUGGCUCUGGACAUCCGUGACCAAAGGGUGACUCUAUACUCUGCCUGUGGGAAGCAGAGCGUUCACGCAGACUUGACUUCGGUAGACAGAGAAGGCCUGGACCCUGAGAGCUCCUUUCUGCUCGGGAAGAUGGGCCAGGGCUCGGUGCAGUUCGAGGGUGCCAUUUGCCAGUUUGACCUUAUCCCCUCCUCCCAGGCAGCUCACAACUACUGCAGGUACAUUAAGAAACAGUGCAUGGAGGGUGACACCUACAGGCCAAACAUAGCGCCCCUCUUAACCCGAGACCCCAACAUCACGGCCAGCCUGGCCCUGCCAGCUCCCUCUGAGCUGAACAGGAAGCCCAUGGUCAUGAACCUAGCAAGGAGCGCCACUGCAGCUGCCUCUGCUGUUAGGCAUGUGGUGCCGGCCAUCCUGCUAAAGCCCAUCCCUAGGACCACUCCUUCUCCCCUACCUGGUACUGUGAUGUUACUCAUGACAGGGCCUGGGCUAGCCUUCCCGACCAAGGCCCAGAGCGAGACCAUUACAGCACCACUCAGGAAUGGAGUCGCCCCUCCCUCCGCCCCCCAAAACCUACCCCAUCACUCAGAAAUCCCACAAGCCCACCCAUAUCAAGCCCGCCAAUGUCAAGCCCACCCUGUUAAGCCUGCCAAUUUCAAGCCCACCCCUCCCAAGCCCACCCCUACCAAGCCCAUCCUAGCCAAGCCCACCUCUCGCAGCAGCCCCAAGAAGACCACCUUGGGGCUGGAGGCAAAGCAGAAACCCUCUUUCACUGCUGCGGCCAAGCCUACCAAGAAGAAGCCAGACUCUGCCCUUCUAGCCCAGGGGGCAGUCAGCCCUGGGCCAAAGAAACUACUACAGAAACCACAGCCUACAGCACCCAAAAGACAAUUGCCCAGCCUAAAGUCACAGCCACUCGCCAAUUCAAAGCCACCAAUGCACCUGCCAAUCCAAAGCUAUCGAAAGCCACCAAUGCACCUGUCACCCAACGGCCCACCAGACCCACCUAUGCACCCUUUAACUUCCCCGCCACGGGCUGGUGGCAGACGUACGAUGUGGAGCCGACCCAUUUUUCUCUACUUUUGCCAGGACCCCAAGGGCUAAAGGGUGAACCAGGCCUUGCGGGCCAUCCUGGACCACCAGGGAAGUCAGGCACACCAGGGAAGAGGGGUCCUCAGG